Molecule: messenger RNA, 948 nt
Organism: Dissoconium aciculare CBS 342.82
Lineage: Eukaryota; Fungi; Ascomycota; Dothideomycetes; Mycosphaerellales; Dissoconiaceae
Product: alpha/beta-hydrolase
Exons: 1
Coding region: 1-948 (315 amino acids)
Molecular function (GO): hydrolase activity
Source: RefSeq, a predicted model, not a curated record
AUGAGCAUAGUUCGCAGGGUUAGUAUCCUCGUACCAAGGAUCCCUGUUCAAAUUGCGCAAUGCCUUCAAGGGACCACCGGAGAGUCAGUAGUUGGCUUUUGCCGUAAGCAUGGCAUUGCUUAUAAAUCUACCACAUUGCAUCCACCAGGUGGCACCUUCCCACCGGCUCGGCUGUUUCAUAUCGAGGCAGACACGGAAUCUGCAGGUGGCGUUCUGUUCUACGCACAUGGUGGAGGCUACAUCAGCCCGACCUCGUCUGGUUCGCUUAAUGUUGCAUUGGCUCUCGCAAAAUCGCUUGGCUGCCGUCAGCUAAGCUUUCUGGAGUACAGUCUCGCACCGGCGGCAAGAUAUCCUAGUCAGCUAGCCCAAGGCGUAGAAGGCCUCAAGUGUUUACUUGAGGAAUUUGGUGCAGCAUCCGUCGUGAUCGCUGGAGAUUCAGCUGGCGCUAAUCUCAUGUUGGGCCUGCUGGCUCAUUUGCGAACACCGCAUCCGGACGUACGGUCGGAUAUAGAGCUCGACAGUAACUUGGCUGCUGUGGUCUGCAUCAGUCCACGUUGUUCCAAUGCAAUCGUCGCUCCAAGUUUCCAGGAGAAUGGUACUAGAGAUGUGUUGAGCAAAAGAACGUGCCAAUUCUUUGUUGAAACUUGGCAACCUGUGCUCGAUCAUGUUUGGGCUGCAUCGAACAAUGGAGAUGCAAGCUUCUGGAGCGAUGUCGAGGUCGACAAAAUUUUGGUGCUAGCUGGAGAGUUCGAAUGCUACAUUGACGAUAUAAAGACUUUCGCAAAUCUACUUGGAACUUCAGAUACAAAAGAUAAGGCACGGCAAUUCCACAUAGCCAGGGGUGCCAUUCAUGAUCAAGUUGUCCUCGACCAUGCUCUGAAGAUCCAAGGAGGUUCCAUGGACCGCUUACUAUUUGAGUGGGCUGGCAACAAUCGAUUACCUUUGUAA